Molecule: messenger RNA, 4097 nt
Organism: Symbiodinium necroappetens
Lineage: Eukaryota; Dinophyceae; Suessiales; Symbiodiniaceae
Source: the annotation of a GenBank genome assembly
GGAAGCUGGAAGUCAAGAACUUUGUGGAUUACUGCCAGCAGUUCCAUGGCGAUGAGGGUUAUGCCUAUGCUCAGCUCAACAAGCGAUGGCAGGUGCUGGUUGCUCGCUCUGAUGGCGACGGUUUUCAGCAGAACUCGUUUGUCAAUGCCAUCAGCACUCCGAAAGGGGGAACGCAUGUGAACUACAUCCUUGACCAGCUGGUUGACGCAAUUUCGAGCAAGGCCUCCAAACAGGCCGGCAAAGGGGUCGAGAUCAAGCGAGUGCAUGUGAAGAGCCACCUUUGGCUGUUCAUCAACUGCUUGAUCGAGAACCCUGCCUUCAGUUCACAAACCAAGGAGCAGAUGACGCUCAAGGCCUCCCAGUUUGGAAGUCACUGCAGCUUGCCCCGUGCGUUCAUCGAGGAGGUGCUGACAAACACCGGCAUCGUCGAUGCCGUCAUCUCGGAGGCACAAUCCAAGAUGACACUCCAAAUGGACAAGAGUAACUCCAAAGCGAGCCACGGAAAACGCGUGUUGGGGGUACCGAAGCUGGAAGAUGCAAAUGAAGCAGGUGGCAAGCUCUCCAAGGAGUGUACGCUGAUCUUGACAGAAGGGGAUAGUGCCAAAGCUCUUGCAGUGGCGGGUUUAUCCGUCCUUGGUCGCGACAAGUAUGGCGUUUUCCCGUUGCGUGGCAAGCUGUUGAACGUGCGCGAGAUAAACCAAAAAGCGCUGGCUGACAACAAGGAGGCAAUGAACAUUGUCAAAAUCCUUGGGCUUUCUUUCGACAAGAAGAAGGUCACUGAUCUGCGCUACGGGAAGGUGAUGAUCAUGGCAGACCAGGACUACGACGGUUCUCACAUCAAGGGCCUUCUGAUCAACUUCUUUCACUACUUCUGGCCGGACCUGCUCAGAAGCAACAAGGGCUUCCUGCAGCAGUUCGUCACUCCAAUCGUCAAGGCAACCAAGGAUGGGAAGGUGGAGCAAUUCUUUACCAUGGUGGAAUACGAGAAGUGGAAAGCGAAGACAAAAGAUGGUGCCGGCUGGAAGAUCAAAUACUACAAAGGCUUGGGAACCAGCACAGCUGCUGAAGCCAAAGAAUAUUUCGGAAACAUUCACGACCAUCGCAUGGACUUCAAGUGGAAGGGACCAAGCGAGAACAAAUUGAUCGACAUGGCGUUCAACAAAGGACGCUCAGACGAUCGGAAGUCCUGGAUGAACAAGUACCAGGAGGGAACAUUUCUGGAUCAUUCGAAGACAGCUGUAUCCUACGAAGAUUUUGUCAACAAGGAGCUCGUGCAAUUCUCACGGUACGACUUGAUGAGAAGCGUUCCUUCUGUCAUGGAUGGUCUGAAGCCCACGCAGCGCAAGGUCCUGUAUUGCUGCUUCAAGCGCAAUCUUCGGUCAGAUGUGAAGGUCGCCCAGUUGGUGGGCUACGUUGGUGAGCAUAGCGCCUAUCAUCACGGAGAAUCCUCUCUUGCCGCGACAAUCGUAUCCAUGGCGCAGGACUUCGUUGGAUCCAACAACUUGAAUCUGCUGGUUCCUUCCGGACAGUUCGGGACACGAGCACAGGGUGGAAAGGACGCAGCGAGUGCUCGUUACAUCUACACCAGGCUGGCAACCAUUACCCGCUUGCUGUUCAAUCCUCUCGAUGAUCCUGUAUUGGACUACCAGGUGGAGGAAGGGCAGAAGAUCGAGCCACUCUGGUAUGCCCCGAUUAUCCCUCUGAUUCUUGUGAACGGCACGGAGGGCAUCGGAACUGGAUGGAGUACCUCAGUACCAAACUACAACCCCUUCGACAUCAUUGCAAACAUGCGGCAAUUCAUCAAGAAGAAGCCAAUGCGAAGCAUGCCGCCAUGGUACCGAGGGUUUACCGGCACAAUCAGACCAGCCGGAGAAAAGGGCAAAUACGACUGCCGCGGCGCAUACACGAAGUCGAGCAGCACCAUCCUGCAGAUAACAGAGCUGCCGUUGCGAAAGUGGACACAGGACUACAAGGAGUUUCUGCAAAGCAACAUGCCGGGCGGAGAUCAGAAGGCCAAGCUGAACAUCUAUGAUGUCAGAGAAUACCAUACAGAGCGCAGUGUUCACUUUGUUGUCCGCAUGGAUGGCAGCAAGCUCAAGAAUGCAGAGGAGAAAGAGGGCAUUGACGCCGUGAUGCGCCUGAAGAGCACCAUCAACGAGACCAACAUGGUAUUGUUCGACCACGAGGGUCGCAUCACAAAAUACAAGAGCGCAAAGGCCAUCAUGGACGAGUUUGCGAAAGUUCGAUUGAAGAUGUAUGACAUGCGCAAGAAGUAUUUGAUCCAGAAGCUCACGCUUGAGAAGGAGCUUCUCGGAAAUCGUGCUCGGUUCAUUGCCAUGAUCAUUGCCAAGAAGCUCCAUGUGAACAAUCGCAAGAAGGCAGACGUUGUGAAAGAUCUUGUGAAGUUCAAGUUUCGACGUUUCGGCGACACUACAGGGACCAGGACUGGCUUCGAGUACCUGCUUGGCAUGCAGAUCCUGACUCUGACGCUGGAAAGAAAGCUGGAACUUGAGAAGCUCUACAAAGCCAAGAACGACGAACUGGUACAGACGAAGAAAACCUCGGUCCAGCAAAUGUGGAGCACUGACCUGGACAGACUGGAGGACGCGAUUCGAGAGAUGUACCAGAAGGACGAUGAAAAACAAGCCCGGGCUUCUGGGCAGAAAAGGAAAGCUGGCUUACCUUCGAGCGGCGAUGUGUCGCAGGCCUUGAAGAGACCAGCCGCUUCGCCGAAAUUGUGGAAGGGCGCCAAAACUAAGGGCAGAGGAGGAGCACGAGGGCGUGGUAGAGGACGUGGUCGCGGAGGACCAGCGCAGGAAGAGGAGGACGAGGAGGAGCAAGAAGCUGCCGAAGCUCCGGUGAAUGAAGCUACGGAGCAACUCUUCGGCGAUGUGGGUAGAUGGACUGCAGGCUUGUUGAAAGCUCCGGGUGGCCUCAGUGGAGGUUUCAAUAUGCAUUACAAGCAGGCAGUGGUGUCCAGAGGGGACCUGGCAGCCAUGGUGCUGCUGGACCGCGGGUGCGCGGCCGAUGUUCAGGACACAGCUGGGCGGACGGCCUUGCAUCUCGCAGUUUGCAGCAAGGAGCCUCAACUCUGCAAGUUGCUGUUGGCAAAAAGCCCAGAGCUGGCAGCAAGGAAAGACUUGCAAGGGAGAUCUCCUUUGGCAUAUGCAGUUUUGCAUCCCGCGCAGCCCGUCGCAGAGCAGUGCACCCGGCUGCUGCUGGCGGGGCUUGCAGAUGUGAAUGCCGAGGACAUUUUCGGCUUCGAUGCCUUGCACUAUGCCCGAAAGGCUGGCGCAGAAGGUGCAGCAGCCUUGCUCAAAGCCGUCCAAACGGCUGCAGAGACCGAGACUGUGCCACAGAGGCUUCAGCAAGGUCACACGCAGGAUGACAUUCCCUAUUGGAAGAUGCUCUUGGAUCAGCGGGAUGAAGGUGCGUUGCCCAAGUUCUCUGCAACUCAGGAGUAUCAUCCAGAAAGGAGUGCACGUGAGGAAGUGGCACAUUCCCAGCAUGCCCAUGCUCAUGCAGAGCGACUUCGGCAAGAGCUGACCGAGCAGAAUGAGCUCCUUGAAGCUGCAAAGCUUGAAGUGAAGGAAGGGCAGCUUCGAGAAAAGGAGCUGCGGACAGAACUCGUGGUACAGCAGAAUGCCACGACUGGAGCCGACCAGGAAGCCUACGGCGAAGGUUUUCCCAACAGCCUUGGCCAUCGUGUACUGCGCGCCGGAAGGCAGCUGGCCCAGAAGUCCGAGGAGUUUCGGACCGCGGAGGCGGCAGCCCGGAGCCUCGCAGGUAGAAACGCCGAAUUGGAAGCGGAGUUGCAGGCGAGCAAAGACCUGCUUGCAGAAAUCCAGGUGGAGGAGCUUGAGCUGCACCGCAAGCUCGACAGGGAACUACAAAGUGCUGGCCUGGCCUCAUGCUGUCACAGUCCCGUUGAUCGAAACUCCAAGAUCGUGGUGAAGAAGAGUCCUGGAGAUUCCUUGCAGAGGAAGACCGCCGCAGCGCUGCGGCGGUGCGAGAGAUGCUUGAGCAGCGCCUGGAAGACGCGGAGAAGUCGGCCGCGUCUCUCCGACUCCGUGAGAUCGACAGCCUCUCAAAGCUAG